UUACAGAAUGAAAACUGACAGUUAUGUUUCACACUAUGUGCUGACUGUCUGUACUUACAGAAGAUAUUUAAAAACAAACAGACUUUUUUUUCCAAAAAAAAAAAUUGAUUCCAGUGGAAUCUGUGCUUUGAAAUUUUUGUCCCGUCAAUUAACUCCUGAAGCAAUGCCUGUACAAGCUCCACAGUGGACGGAUUUUCUGUCCUGCCCAAUUUGCACACAGACGUUUGACGAAACGAUCCGGAAGCCCAUCAGCUUGGGUUGCGGCCACACUGUCUGCAAGAUGUGCCUCAACAAGCUCCACCGUAAGGCAUGCCCUUUUGACCAGACCACUAUCAAUACAGACAUUGAGCUCCUUCCUGUGAAUUCAGCAUUGCUGCAGCUUGUGGGUGCUCAGGUUCCAGAGCAGCAGCCAAUUACAUUAUGUAGUGGAGCUGAAGAUACCAAGCAUUAUGAGGAGGGCAAGAAAUGUGUGGAAGAAUUGGCAUUGUACCUCAAACCACUCAGCAGUGCCAGAGGUGUGGGUCUUAACAGUACUACUCAGAGCGUGCUAAGUCGUCCCAUGCAAAGGAAGCUGGUGACGUUGGUUCAUUGCCAGCUAGUCGAGGAAGAGGGGCGCAUCCGAGCCAUGCGUGCCGCGCGCUCGCUUGGUGAAAGGACCGUGACAGAGCUCAUCCUGCAGCACCAAAACCCACAGCAGCUCUCUUCCAACCUCUGGGCUGCGGUGAGAGCCAGAGGGUGCCAGUUCCUUGGGCCAGCAAUGCAGGAGGAGGCUUUAAAGCUGGUUUUGCUGGCUCUGGAAGAUGGAUCUGCUUUGUCACGGAAGGUUUUGGUUCUCUUUGUGGUUCAGAGGCUGGAGCCGCGAUUUCCACAGGCUUCUAAAACUAGCAUUGGACAUGUUGUCCAGCUUCUUUACAGAGCCUCCUGCUUCAAGGUGACAAAGCGUGAUGAGGAUUCCUCCCUAAUGCAACUGAAGGAGGAAUUUCGGACUUACGAAGCUCUGAGAAGGGAACAUGAUUCCCAGAUAGUUCAAAUUGCUAUGGAAGCAGGUUUACGCAUUGCACCGGAUCAGUGGUCCUCACUGUUAUAUGGAGACCAGUCUCACAAAUCCCACAUGCAGUCUAUUAUUGACAAGUUGCAGACCCCAGCCUCAUUUGCACAGAGUGUUCAGGAAUUGACUAUUGCUCUCCAGAGGACUGGAGAUCCAGCUAACCUGAAUCGUCUUCGACCUCACCUGGAACUGCUGGCAAAUAUCGAUCCCAGUCCAGAUGCUCCACCUCCAACAUGGGAACAACUGGAAAAUGGGCUAGUUGCUGUGAGAACUGUGGUUCAUGGCUUAGUUGAUUAUAUUCAGAAUCACAGCAAGAAAGGAACAGACCAGCAACAGCCUCCUCAGCACAGCAAGUACAAGACAUAUAUGUGCCGAGACAUGAAGCAGAGAGGAGGCUGCCCCCGAGGGGCUAGCUGCACCUUUGCACAUUCGCAGGAGGAACUAGAAAAGUUUCGCAAAAUGAACAAGCGUCUGGUUCCCCGAAGGCCACUGAGUGCCUCCUUGGGCCAGCUGAAUGAGGUGGGCCUGCCUUCCGGAGCUAUCCUCUCAGAUGAAGGGGGAGUGGACUUGCCUAAUAGGAAAACCUCUGCCCUGCCCAACGGAAUUGUGUCAACAGGCAGCACGGUGACACAGCUCAUUCCCCGAGGGACUGACUGCAGCUACGAAACAGCUCUGAAGCCAGGGAAGAUGGACCACCUGAGCAGCAGUGCCCCUGGAUCUCCCCCUGACUUGUUGGAACCUGUCCCCAAGAGCUCUAUUUCUGCCUUACCAGUGAACCCUCAUCCUGUGCCCACUCGGACACCAACAGAUUUGCCUUCAGUGUCAGUCACCAAACAGUUACAGAUGGUACCACGAGGCUCCCAGUUGUAUAAUACUCAGCAAGCAGAUGUGUUUUAUCAAGAUCCUAGAAGUGCUGUCCCACCAUUUGAGCCAGCACCUUAUCAGCAAGGAGUUUACUAUCCUACUCAGUCUUCGCAGUGCAUGUCUCGCUUUGUCCGACCUCCUCCAUCAGCUCCUGAACCUGGCCCACCUUAUCUAGACCAUUACCCACCUUACCUUCAGGACCGUGUGGUGAGCCCACAGUACACGCAGCCGCAGCAGUACCCUCCAAUGGGGCAGCCCAUUUAUCCACCUCACUACGACAGCCGUCGAGUCUAUCCCCCUAUCCAGCCAUAUCAGCAAGAGGAGCUUGUCCGAGGAAACCCGGUACCGAUUGAAAUUCCACAGGCAGCUGUACCCUCCUACAUACCUGAAUCCAGGGACAGAUACCAGCAAAUGGAGGGCUAUUGCCCCGUGGCUCCACAUCUCAGUCAGAUCAGACCUCCAUGCCACAGACCUCAUCCCAGCCUGGAUGAACUUCACCGCCGAAGGAAGGAGAUCAUGGCCCAGCUAGAGGAGAGGAAGGUGAUUUCUCCCCCUCCAUUUGCUCCUUCACCAACCUUGCCUCAUCCUUUCCAUUCAGAGGAGUAUUUGGAUGAAGACCUGAAGGUAGCUGGGAAAUACAAAGGCAACGACUACAGCCAGUAUUCUCCCUGGUCGUGUGACACCAUCGGCUCCUACAUUGGAACCAAAGAUGCGAAACCCAAAGAUGUUGUGGCAGCAAGGAGUGUGGAAAUGGCGAAUGCAGAUAGUAAAGCUAUGCGUGACCAGCGAUUGGACAUGCAGAGAAGAGCAGCAGAGACGGGGGACGAUGAUCUUAUUCCGUUUGGAGACCGACCAACUGUGUCAAGAUUUGGGGCUAUCUCUCGUACUUCCAAAGCGAUGUACCAGAAUAGUGGUCCCAUGCAGGCCAUGGCGGUUCAGGGAGCUUCCACCAAAUCUAUCAUUUCGGAUUACAGUCCUUAUGGAACGCAUGGUAGCUGGGGAGGCGCUCCAUACUCUCCUCAUCAAAAUAUACCUUCUCAGGGACGUUUCAAUGACAGGGAGAGACUGUCAAUGUCAGAUGUUGCUGGUCAUGGGAAGCAGUUACCCUCGGCUGAGCGGGAGCAGCAGCUGCGGAUGGAGCUGCAGCAAGUAGACCAUCAAAUUAGCCAGCAGACACAAAUGCGAGGACUAGAGGCUGUUAGUAACAGGCUGCUGUUGCAGAGGGAGGCGACUACCCUGGCAGGCCAACCACAGCCCCCACCCCCACCUCCCAAGUGGCCUGGGAUGAUCUCAAGUGAGCAGCUGAGCUUGGAGCUACACCAGGUGGAAAGGGAAAUUGGGAAGAGAACCCGUGAGCUGAGCAUGGAGAGCCAGUCUUCAUUGGAUAUAAAAAACAAACUGGGCGCCACUAAACAGACAGAAAAUGGACAAUUAGAACCACAAAGCAAGGUUCCAGCUGACGACCUUGCACUGACGUUCAGCAGUGAUGUUCCAAACGGAUCAGCCUUGACACAAGAAAACAUCAGCCUCCUGUCGAACAAGACCGCGUCUCUGAGCUUGUCGGAGGACCCGGAGGGCGGAGGAGACUGCCACGACUCCCAGAGAGCAGGAGUUACACCCACGUCUGCUCCUUGAAGUGAGGCCAGCCUACCCCAGAGCUUCUUUUGCUGGGGUGCUGUUAGCUUCCACCGUGUCUUUUUCCAGGGCUGAUUGAAGAAACCCAGGAGCAACAGCAGUAGCAGAGCAGCAGGUUCAGAGGCAAUGUGCACAAACACAACUACUAGAAACAAAUCCUGCACAUAGUUCACAUUAACGCAUUUUUUAAUUAAAAAAAUGAAAAUUAGCAGUAUCUGCAAGCGAUUCAAAUUAAAUUUGUUUUUGUUCUGUGAAUGAACUUUAUUUUAAUAACUUUGGACGCCUUGGAUCCCAGGGCUUAAAAAAAAAAGAUAUUAUAUAUAUACUCUGUUUGAUUAAUUGUAUGAUCUUAAUGAAGUAGUCUUUUCUUUUAUUUUGGUAUUAUUACAUACCCAGUGCAUAAUUCUUUUUUUAAUCAUCUUAAUUAUUCAAUGAUUAAAGCAGCCUGGCCACUUCCUUGUCUGAUGCAAAAGGGAACAAGGAAGGAGGGGUGGAGAGUAGCUGUGAACCAUAGCAUCAAAAGGUGUGCAGCAAAUWUCAUUCUCAAAGCAAUUUCUUCCUCUUGUGUCUAAGAAAUGAACUGUGAGUUGUAUAUAAAUCCUAUUACUUAAAUAGUUUAAGCUUAAACUGCAAGUAGCAGAAUCUUCCGUAGUAUAAGUACAGUCCAUAGUAUAUGCCCCAGCACAGCACGUGUGAUUAAAACAGAUGGCAAACAGUUGUCCAACGUGUGUAUGUUACUUCAUUUGUAAGUUGCUGACCUAUUUUCUAUUGGAAAUGACUAAGUUGGCAGAGUGGCAACUAMUGUAGAUCAAACACGGGUUGUUUAGAAGUUGGUGAGCUGGGACUGGUGGUAGAAAAGCUUAGCAAAUCAGCCAAGAAUGGGCGGCAUGGCAAGGCAAGCUUCAGAAACAGGAAACAGAGAAAACACAAGCAYGUGCAGUUGCUGUAGAUGUGCUUGCUGAGCCAUGUCAUGUUCUGCACUGUUGAUUUGUUUUUCCUUUGCCAUGCCUUUAAAACAACCUUAUCCAAAGUCUGUACGACUGAGCUGAUGCAAUGGCGCUUACUAAGCUCACUGCCUUUGGAAACAGUUAUUUCAUGUACGAAAACCCUUGCAACUCUUGCCACAGUUUUUCUUUGUAAUUUUUGUUAUUAAACCCUAAUAAUAUCUUCUGUAGGUAUUUAAUGUGAUGCUAUUGAAGACCUUUGACUAAAGGAAGCGAGGACUCUUGAUUUAUGGGCAUCAGCAGAAGUGCGCUGACAAAAGCAGAGGAGAAAGGGAGGAAAUAGAGAAAAAGUUUCCUUUUUGAAACGUGACUGWUUGGGAUAUGUAUUUGUUGGAACUCAGUGCGUCAAACUGCUCUUUUGCAGCACAUCUGUCACAGAUGCACUGAAUCCUUCCUGAAGCCAGUGAUUCCCUUUCAUGGAGGAAAAUUGCAUUAAAACUGCUACUUAAGUGGCACAUACUGAUCUUGGCAGGAGUGGUUAGAAGUACUGAYAGCCAAAUUUUGCUUGGUACAUCAGAUGUGCUGCUGCUUCAAUUAGGUGGCUCUAUAAGCAAAAGUUACAGAAGCUGUUAAGUAUCUCUAGAUUUCCUUUCUUAAAAAGUUGAAGAUUUUGCUGCUAUUUUUUGACUGUUUCUACAAGCCUUGGGUUGAGGCCCUCUAAAUGAAGAGAUCUGUGGAGAUAGACUUCCCCUCCUCUGUCUGCUUUGGAAGUGCUGCUCCUCCUACACCUUCUUGGCCUGUUCUCAUUUCUGUAUUGACUACUAAAUCAGAAAGCACUGGUUAUGUAAUAAAUUACUGCAUUGCUUUGGUUGGGUAAAGCAAGAGUUAAUAAUUUUCUUGGUUUUUAGUUUUUUCUUAACCUUAACUCCUGCUGAGGUCAUAGCAACCUUGGGCUAAGCUUUGCAUUCAUCAUACUGUUAAAUAAAACAAAAUGGGGGGUGGGAGGGGAUACAGUCCCACUAUUGCCUACCAGUAGGAGAGUCCAAACAGAAGACUCUUUUGAGUAGCAAUUAUUUAAUUUGCCCAGUCAAGGCACCGCGUUUAUAUAAUAUUUCACAUUGAAUUUGAUUAUGCCCUACAGACCUGGCUGGUCAAGGAUUUGAUACACAUAUUGGCUUGGGAUUCGAGCUUUCUUUUUUAUUUAAAUAAAAAUUUAUAUAUAAAUAUAUAUAUACAUAUAUACAUAGUUAUAUCUGUAUAUAUAUUGGGUAUGUUUUAAGAAUUUUUUCGCAUGAGCGCAGCUGUUGUGAUAAAAUGUCUGGGAGGUAGAAGCACUGAAUGAAGAUAAAGGCAUUUUCAGCAUGUACCUGCAUCCUCCAUAUGUCUUUGCACAGGUUUAUUUCAUUUAGUCAAACUUUCGUCUCUGAACUGCCAAGAAGUCAUUUUAAAGCUUAUUUAUUUUCUUUUCCUUUUAAUUUUUGGCAGAGAGUCAUCUUUGCGCUAGAGUAGCUUCAUUUCCACCCCACCCCUUCCAUCCAUAUUUCCUAUUUGAGACCUAGCAUUUACAGCUGCUCUCCUCCGAGCUGAGAAGAACUAGGCUGAUGCAGUUUAGAGCCUGUCAGGUCUGUUCCUCCCUUCCAUGUGUAGGGCAUGAUGAUCUUUAGCAUGUUCCUGGCAGCAUGCUCACAGAUGGCCUGACCCAGGACCCCGUGCUGUCUUCCCCCUUCCUUAGGUGCAGAGCACCACCAUCAGGUCAGCCUUCUCUUUAGAUAUUUAGGUCUUUUAGUUUUCCUCUUCCUGCUGUGUCUGUCUUAACAUAAAAAGCUCAUUUUAGUUGAAAUAAUUAGUGCAAUAUUCUACUUCAGGAGGACGAGCCCAGAAAUGUGGAUGUUCUUGCCUUUCUUUAGGUAAAUACAAUUUUUGGAUACGGUUAUGGUAGGUCUGAAACUCUAGGUUUAUCUUCAAYGUGAGAAAGGAAAUCUAGAGCGGCAUAAGAUUGCACCUGUGAUCUCUUUGGUCAGUUGACGUCCUUUCCAGAUGUGAAGUUACUCCCCCUGCCAGGUUUUGCUUCUGGGAGGAGCUCUACCUUAAGAGCUAUUCAGAUUUCCAUUACUGGCCUGUGCAUGGUCAUGGCUCCCAAAAGCUGUGGGAUAAAAAGGAGAUGUUGCAGAUACUUCUUUUUUUUUCUCUUUAUCCAGCUUUCUCUCUGUUGUACUUUGUAUAUAGUGUCCUUGUGCAGUGCGUCCAGGUGAAUGUCCUGUUUGCCCAGUGUUGUAGUUUGGCUUGUUAAAUAAGUUUCUGUUUAAUAUCUACAGAGAAUAUUGAUUUUUUUGCUUUGUUUUUCCCUCCUUCUCUAUAUAUCUUUAGAGGAGUUUAAAUUGAUUAAACAAGUCAGAUAGCAAGCAGACAAGUAUUUUUAAGUUUGUGUGGAAGUUGCACCUAAAACUUCCCUUUUUGUGGAAAACUAUGCUAGCAGAAGUCAGAGAAGAGGUAGCUCCACAGUGGAGUGGAAGCAGUGAUGGCUACAGCAGGUUCCCAGAGAAUAAAACUGUCUGGAGAGCCUCUACUGCUUCAUUAAUUCCUUUCUCCUGUUAUUGCCCUGGUUGUACAGGAGUAGCAUCUGCUUCAGGGAAACUGGCCUUGGCUGAAAACUGGCUUAGUCCCUUUCAGCUCGAGCAGAAGCGGUGCUGUUAGGGCACUGCUGCAUCAUUCACUAGGCAGGUGCUACUUCUUAAUGCAGUGCACAGCUUGGAGCACCUGCUGACAGCAGAGCUUCAGCCCCAGCACUGGGCAAAASCUAAACAUGGGAAGCCCCAACUCAUAGUAAGCUAAACUUCAAACAAGCAGUGGUUCAGUGUGGAAAUACUUAGUUCUGUUAUUUUCCUCCUUGUGGCUCUGUUGUCUCUUCUCAAUAGAAGAAAUCUAGGCUAUCUCUUCCAUGCUUUUCUUAUGCUUUCAUACCCUGUCCCAUUGUAGAACAGGACUUUGCUUUUAGCUCUGAGCACUUUUCAGGCUUGCAGCACUGUUAUCUAUCCCCUUUCUUCUCAGUUUCUUUGUCUGGUUUCUUCAGAGCUGUAUUCUUUCCCGCUGGUCCAUACCUUCCUUUCUCUCCUUCUGUGGCUUGCCCACUCACCCUCCCUGAUCGUGUAACAGUGACAGCUUGCUGCCUCAAAACAGAGCAUUCAAAUGAAUUCGCUUAGCCAAUAACUUCUGUGAAGUUGCCUUUUCUAAUGGUGUUAUUACUCAGUGAUGCACAAAUGUGAUAUUGCCCCUACUGGUAGGCAAACGGGGGGAUCUGUAUAAACAUGGUAAACUGCUGUUUUUCUUUAAAGGAGAGCCAAAGACUUGUGCUUUACACUUUCUUUCCCCCCUAGUGUUAGCCGUUCCAAUUGUCAAAUCUUUGUAGGAUUUUGUGAGUUGACUGUAUUAUUCUAAUAGAAAUUUACAGAAGUUCAUGGUUGUYAAGCCUUAUCUGUGCAUUGAAUGGUGGAAAAUCGUUCUGUUUAGUCAUAAAACUUGCAAUGUAUUGAGAUGUUUGCUAAAAAUGUUUUCAUUCUCUUGUGUGGUCUCCCAGCUGAUGAAGUGGCUCAUUUAGAGAGGGAGAAGGAACUUAGAAAUUUAUAUAAUCAAAGAAGCCUGUUGUGUAAGUGUUUAAAUUGACUUGAAUACUGGUUUAAAAUUUCUUCAAUWAUAGUAAAAGAUAAAUCUUUGUUGCAAAUACGACUCUUGACUUCUAAGCCCAUUGGAACUGAAAAGACUUGUCAAACUGUGGCUUUACAUUAAAUUGGAUGUGAAAACACUUGUAUGAUGAUAUUGUCUGAAAGCAAGAAUCAAGUGAGGCAACUUUUUUAUUGGGAAGGACUAGAGGGAGGCUUUCAGUUGAUACAACACAGUUGUUUACCGUUUCCAACCUUUGAUCUAACAUAUUCUUGCAGAAAAUUAUUUUAAAGUUCAAUGAGGUCUGCAAAAGUAACGUAAACCAUUAGCUUUGUGCCAUCUCCAUUUAUAAGUAUGAACAAUAAYGAACUAGACUACAGGAUAGCUUUCUGAAGAGCCUCUACAAAAGGUAUUUAGUUGAGUAGCCAUUUUAGACCACUUAUAUGAUCCAAGAAAUAGAGGUAAAAAUCAGGAGGCUCAACAGCAGGACUGCAAACUCAUUAUCUCUGCUCAACAAAGGGGAAAAAUGGUACUGAUAAAAGCAGCAUGUGAGUUUGUGUAUGAUGAAGUAUUUAUAGUCCUAGAGUAGUCAGAAUGAGCGCAGAGGAAGACUGCAUGGGGUGUGAUUUUUACUUUCAUAUUCAGAUACUGUCCUCUUGGAGUCCCAUCUUCAAAACACAUGCCUUUAUCCCAUCUAAUGUUGGUAGCUUUUAGGUCACUGCAUCAGCGGUGUCAUUUUUUUGUAACACAGUGAAGAGAUUUCCUUCAGAAAAAAAGGAAGCAAAGUACCUGUGUACCUUUUUUUUUAAAAAAAAGUUGUAAUUUAGAUGUAAAAACAGAGAAAUGUCUGUCUUGAUUAAAUAUAAACUCUGAACUCAUGAGGAAAGAGACAUAGCUGUUCUGAGCCACCUUUUGCAUGUAGUGGGGUGCUAAUAAAGAACGAUAGGUGUCUGUCACCUGCAGUCAUCCCAUUGUGGGAGCUAAGACCGAUCUUCUGGCACUGAUUUGUUCUCAGACUGAAUUUCUGAAAUGUAGCAACRUAACCAGGCAGUCUUUUUUCCUUUUUUUUUUUCUCCCCACCAUUAUCGAAUGCUUGAUUUCUGCUGAAAUGUCAGGAAGAAGGAGAUCAAAGAGUUGGUGAGUCUUAGUUGCUCAGUGCAGAUGAGCUGUUGGGAGAAGAGUUCUCCCAGCACAGUCUCSUUGCGCAGUUAAUGUGUCAUCUUUAUUCUUGUACAGGAAGGACAUAACGAUUUAAUGUUGUCACAGUCUUGGAAGCAGUUCUGGUGAUCAAAAAGAGCCUUGAUAAUACAUAUACAGCCUUGGAAAAGAAAGGAGAGCAAAGGUAGUUUAACAUCAAUUUUUAAUUUUUAUUUUUUCUUCAUCUCAAUGGCAAGUGUAAGAUUAUGCCAUGGAAACUGAACACUGAUAAGGAAGGAUGCAGCUUUUUCUGAAAUUUCCCCACAGAARCAGUGUGUGGGAAUUUGGCUUUGCUGUUAUCUUUGAUGCAUCGGGAGCAUCUCAGUUAAUUUGAAACUUAAAAUAUGUGACUAUAACAAUCAAAUUUAGAUGCCUGUAGCUUAGUAACUCAAAUAAUUAGUUGGUCUUUGAGAGGCAUGAUCUUUGCAAUUCCAGUGAGUUUAUGUGUGGCUUUAGUGCUAAAUGACAGAUGUUCAGCAUCUGUUUGGGGAGUCUUGCUUCAUCCAGCAAAGUUGAGUAUCUGUGGAUAUGCCUGGCUGGACGUUCUUGUGUUCUGGGAAACAAGUGAUUAUUGGAUUUGAAAUUUCUAGGAGAACACAAUAUGACUUCAAGCUUAUCUAUGGUCCAGGAGAAGACGCAACAACGGGUGAGGCAAUUUCUCUGAAAAUAAGCAUUAGGUAUGAUGGAAUUAUAUAUGAAAUGUGAAGGGCAAAAAUAUAUCUGUAAGAAAAAAAUAUUGUGGGAUAUAUGAUGUUUAAGAAUUUACUUGCUUCAUUGUAAUGUUAAAUGGAUUUGUUUCUGUGACAGUACUCACAAGUCUUUGGCAUCCAAACCAGAUUGUGUACUGCAUGGAUCCCACAACUGGACGUGUGCUCUGACCUCUUCAUUUCUAGUUGUUUUUUC
Molecule: messenger RNA, 10248 nt
Organism: Nothoprocta perdicaria
Lineage: Eukaryota; Metazoa; Chordata; Aves; Tinamiformes; Tinamidae
Gene: RC3H1
Product: ring finger and CCCH-type domains 1
Exons: 20
Coding region: 8-3547 (1179 amino acids)
Molecular function (GO): metal ion binding
Source: RefSeq, a predicted model, not a curated record